GCAGAAAAUCAUGAGAGUGAAAAAAACAACAAUAUCUAUAUAUCUCUUUUGCACUCAUGAUUUUCUGCUUUAGGUCGACAUAUUCUGUUCACAUGGGAUCUCACCCUUCCUUCCCGGGACCCAGUUUGAUGUGCAGAGACUGAGCAUGGCACAAGAUAUUAUUAUUAUAUUAUAUACUAUUAUUGUUAUUGCCCUACAUAUACUUUUAACCUUGUUACACUCACUGAUCAACGCAAAACACAGCUUUUGAAAGUAAACAUGUUAAUACAUCCUCAUAUUUAGCACCAUAUUGUGCUUUCUUUUAUUCUAACGAUGCUCAUCUAUUAGUGGGGGUCUAACAAAUUAACUAUUAAAAACUUUCAUGUUCUUUGUUAGGUUGGAUCUACAUGUCAACGAAAAAAUAAAAAACACGAUGCGCAAACGCGAGACAAAUCUAACACAUCAUCGAAACUUUUCUAAAAGUUGAAAUUACCUUGAAUGCAAUGUUCGGAAUCUUUAACUUUGGCUGCUUCGCAAAAUAAACAUUGUAAACGAACUCAUUCACCCAAGAUUAACAACCUCUCGAUACGUUUCGUAUUCUUUUUAUUGGAGUGUCUUUGAGUCGGUAGUGUUUGUUGUGUUGUAAGAAGAUUCCAGAAAGAAAUGAAUGUGACAUGUCUGCUGAUUUAUGCGGUUGAACUAGUAACGAUACACCGGAACGGCGGAACCGGAAACCUGUCUUUUCUGUCGAGUCAUCAAUGGAAGCCACAUCCAGCUCUUGCCAAAUUAUCGGAAUUUUAUUUUAUUCCAAACAAUUACAUAGUGAUGAUGGUGAUUUAUGCGAGCAAUUCAACUCAAUUCAGUCUACAAUUCAAAAAAAUAUUGCCGGCGAUUUAGAAAAAAACAUCGUCUGAAGUUUCGAAGAGAUUGGAGGAUAUUCGAACGCGUUACGCCUUCUAAAGACUUUUGUUUAUGAUCUCUGCAGAUUUGUUUACUUUUCGUUUUUAAUACUAGGAAAAUUCCGUUUGGAUUUGAAACUGAUAAUAAGUGCGAUUCCAUGAGAGAUCACAUCGAACUAGCAGUUUCGAGAAGACAAGCCAUGCUUAUCGAGCUAUGGGGGACAUCCCAAACGUUAGUGUCGUGAAGAGCAGUCCAAUCGACCUAAUUGGGGGAACCAAUCGAAAUAGCAGUGUCGUGAAGAGCAGUCCAGUCGACCUAAUUGGAGGAGCCAAUCCAAGUAGCAGCUUCAGGGAGACGAGCCAUGCUAGUCGAGCUAGAGGGACAUCCCAAACGACAGUCGUGAAGAGCAGUCCAGUCGACCAAAUGGGGGGAACCUAUCGAAAUAGCAGUGUCGUGAAGAGCAGUCCAGUCGACCUAAUUGGGGGAGACAAUCCAAGUAGCAGCUUCAGGGAGACCAGCCAUGCUAGUCGAGCUAGAGGGACAUCCCAAACGACAGUCGUGAAGAGCAGUCCAGUCGACCUAAUUGGGGGAGCCAAUCCAAGUAGCAGCUUAAGGGAGACCAGCCAUGCUAGUCGAGCUAGGGGGACAUCCCAAACGACAGUCGUGAAGAGCAGUCCAGUCAAUUUAAUGGGGGAGCCAAUCCAAGUAGCAGCUUAAGGAAGACCAGCCAUGCUAGUCGAGCUAGAGGGACAUCCCAAACGACAGUCGUGAAGAGCAGUCCAGUCGACCUAAUUAAGGGAAGCAAUCGAAAUAGC
This is a messenger RNA of Leptopilina heterotoma, 1694 nucleotides long. RefSeq lists its product as uncharacterized. NCBI's taxonomy places the organism in Eukaryota, Metazoa, Arthropoda, Insecta, Hymenoptera, Figitidae. The transcript has 5 exons. The record is from RefSeq and is a predicted model, not a curated record. Bases 1093 to 1596 code for a protein of 167 amino acids.